AAAGCGAAAGAAAGGCCUUCCAAUACGAAUCAGACAGAUGGAAUACGUACGAUUAGGAAUUGCUAUGAAAAAGAAAUUGGGAUUAAGAUUAAAGUGAUGAAUGACCUUGCAUAUUUGAUUCUGGAGGCUUGGUUUGGUUCGUGGAAUGAACAAUCUAG
Dentiscutata erythropus is the source of this 158-nucleotide messenger RNA. The record is from the annotation of a GenBank genome assembly. NCBI's taxonomy places the organism in Eukaryota, Fungi, Glomeromycota, Glomeromycetes, Diversisporales, Gigasporaceae.